AUGGUCGACAUCUCCGCGAAGAGAAGAAAACUGGAUACUCCCGACCCAGCCCUAACCCAACCAUCCGCCUUUCGCAACGUCUCCUCCUGCCGACGGUGUCGUCUGCGUAAGGGUCGCUGCGAUCAGCGUCUUCCUCGAUGUCGACCCUGCGAGAAGGUCGGCGCGCGCUGUAUCAGUUACGAUCCGAUCACGCGCCGCGAGUUUCCGCGCAGUUAUGUCUACUUUCUUGAGACCCGCAUCGCAUAUCUGCAGAGCGUGCUAGUGAAGCAUGAGAUUCCGUUUGAGCCAGAGGCCGCUUUCGACGAGAAGCAGAUUGCGAUGGCGACGUCACCGACCGCUGAGAUACACCCUGUUUUCGAUUCGGAUGCAGAGAACUCUUCCAAUAUAGAGCCCAGCCCAGCUGAACAGCCAGUGGAUAAGGACGACAACAAUAGCCGCCACAGCAGCAGCAACAGCAUCCUGCGCAGCGCCACCACCAACACCACCAGCGCCCUCCUCGAAUCCAUACCUCCUAGCAAUCGAGCCCUCUCUCCCACGCGCUCGUCCCUCCCAGACCGCGACCUCGCCAACCGCCUAGUCCAGCUCUACUUCGAGCACGCCAACCCGCAACUCCCCGUCCUGCACCGCGGGGAAUUCACCGACCUACUAGCGGCGACAUACGCCACGCCGGACACCGCACGGCCGACGCGCACUCUCUUCUUCCUCUUCAUCGUCUUCGCCAUCGGCGCCGGCAUCGUCUUCGAAGACCGUCGCGAGGACGCAAACGAGCGCGCUAAACCAACAAAAAGCCAACCAGAAGCAUACCACGCGGCCGCAAUCUCCCACCUCCACUCCCCCUCCUCAUCAACCAACGACUUCACUCGCCUCGAAUCCCUUCAAGCCGUCAUCCUCCUCGCGCACUUCGCCCUCCUCCGUCCUGUUGCCCCAGGACCCGCCCACACAGCGAGUCUCGCCCUGCGAACCGCAAUCGACAUGGGCCUGUACAUGGACCGUCACGAUGAUCCCCACCCCACCACUACUACCACAGUAUCAACACCAACGAAAUCCACAUGCUGGACACCCCUCGACCAGCGUCGCCGUCUCUGGUGGUGCGUCUACAGUCUCGACCGCCUCAUCGCUCCCUGCACGGGCCGCCCCUUCGGCAUCGCGGACCAGGUUAUCUCGACUGGGUUUCCUGCUAUCCCUGCGGACCAGGCGAUUCGUCAGGCGGGGUGCGUGCCUUGCUCGAAGUAUAUCGCAAGGCAUUAUUUUCAGCUGCGCGUGUUGCAGUCGGAGGUGCAUGAGGGGGUGUUGGGGUAUUGUGCGGCUAGAGGGAGGGAUUCUUCUUCUUCUGCUUUUUCUGCUGCAGCUUUUUCUGGUGAUGUAACUGCUGCUGCUGCCUCCUUUCCGUCUCCUCCAGUAGGAGAUGAUAGCGAUAGUCACAGGACCAAUGCGUCCCGCUUCCUGAAAAAGCUAGGAGUCCGCUCGUUCAGCGAGUGGGUAGGCAAUGUCCGCACAAGAUUAGACGCAUGGCGGGCGCGCGUGCCUGUCGUCAGACGUCCCGGCGCGUGGUUCCCUGCUGCGCUGUUGGAGCUCGACUACUGGUUGACGGUAAAUUUUCUGUACCGGGGGAGUGUGCGCGUGCCGGGGGGUUUGGCUUGGGAUUCAGACUUGGGGUUCGGUUUGGGGCUGGGUGGUCGGCCUGGGGUUGAUGAAAAUGGGGAUGAAGAUGAGGAUGAGGAGGAUGAGAAUGUGUCUAUUGAAGUCGCAGAAGCAAGUCAGAAAGUGCUGCAGAUAUACCGCAUGAUGCAUCAUGUGCGGCUGGUCAACUAUACUUAUCUGGCGACGCAUAGUAUUUUCAUGGCUGGCAGCUUCUUCCUCUUCACGAUCUGGAACUCACCUCUCGUGCGCAGUCGCCUGACCCUCGACGAAAUAGACUACACCCUCCUAGCAGGCACGUCCGUCCUCACCGACAUGAUCGACAAAUACCCGCACGCGGAAUCCUGUCGCGAUGCGCUGGCCCGCAUGGGCGUCGCUACCGUGCAGAUGUGUUUGUCGACGGGGGGAUUCCGCACGGAUUCUGUUCAAGAUGAGGGUGGGAACGUGGGUUCUUCCCAGGAGGAAGGUCUAUCGAAUCAGAAUCGUGACUCUGGUCGACGGCAGGUUGAGAGGGACCCUGGUUCAGGCAGUCUGUCGCCUGUUGGGAUGAAGUCUGUUGGUUUGGCUGGUUUGGGACACGGUGGGGAUGGGCAGGGUGAUGGGGUCAGUCCGUUGAAUCUGGAUUUUCUGGAUUUGGAUCUGGACUUGGAUGUGGAUGUGGAUGUGGAUGUGGAUGUGGAUUUGGAUAUGGGGGCGGGGUUUGAGGGCGUUGGGCCUGUGUCUUGGGUUGUGGAUGGGAUGGAGGGGGAGGGUGGUAUGGAGUCAUCGUUAUUGAGUGCUGCGUCUGGAGGCUGA
Molecule: messenger RNA, 2433 nt
Organism: Aspergillus campestris IBT 28561
Lineage: Eukaryota; Fungi; Ascomycota; Eurotiomycetes; Eurotiales; Aspergillaceae
Product: Zn(II)2Cys6 transcription factor
Exons: 3
Coding region: 1-2433 (810 amino acids)
Biological process (GO): DNA-templated transcription; positive regulation of transcription by RNA polymerase II
Molecular function (GO): DNA-binding transcription factor activity, RNA polymerase II-specific; zinc ion binding; sequence-specific DNA binding
Source: RefSeq, a predicted model, not a curated record